AUGUCCUGCUGCCAGCCCUGCAACCCUUGCAGCCAGCCCUGCGGCCCCUGCCCGCUGGCCAGCAGCUGCAAUGAGUGUUGUGUCAGGCAGUGCCAGAGCUCCCACGUUGUCAUUGAGCCGCCUGCUGUGCUGGUGACCCUGCCCGGGCCCAUCCUCAGCUCCUUCCCACAGAACACUGCCGUGGGAUCUUCUACCUCCGCUGCUGUUGGCAACAUCCUCAGCUGUGGUGGAGUGCCCAUCAGUUCUGGGGGCUUUGACCUCUCCUGCAUCACCAACUGCUAUGGUGGCAGCAGAUGUCGUCCCUGCUAA
Messenger RNA from Vidua chalybeata, 309 nucleotides. Its product is annotated as feather keratin Cos2-2-like. The record is from RefSeq and is a predicted model, not a curated record. The coding region runs from base 1 to 309 and encodes 102 amino acids. The transcript has a single exon. Gene Ontology annotation, cellular component: intermediate filament. Lineage: Eukaryota; Metazoa; Chordata; Aves; Passeriformes; Viduidae. Gene Ontology annotation, molecular function: structural constituent of cytoskeleton.